AUGGAGAUGAAUAAUACAAUUGAAUAUUCAGAAAAGCAAGAGAAAAUAGGAUCUGCAAUAUGUGAGAGAGUUAACAAUUUCUUCAAGGGCAGUUAUGAAAAGUUCGAUAAAUCCAAAGUUACGGAAAUUGCGAAAAUCGAGGAUGAAGACCGGAGAAGAAUUAUACACUCUGUUAAAGUUGGAUUGGCUAUCACGCUCGUCUCUUUCCUCUACUACUUACGACCGCUGUACGAUGGAUUGUUCGGACAAGCGGGAAUGUCGGCUGUCUUAACUGUCGUGGUCGUUUUCGAAUUUAGUAGCGUUGGUGCAUUAUUCUCGAAAUGUUUAAAUAGUGGUGCAGCAACAUUGGUUGCCGGUGGUUUAGGGGUCGGAGCAGGGUAUCUAGCCAGACUUUGCGGUGACAAAGGAGAGGCGAUCGUUCUUGGAAUUUUGGUCUUUCUUUUAGCUGCAGCAUCAACGUAUAUGCGAUUUAUCCCGAGCAUAAAAAGCAAAUACGAUCAUGGAGUGGUUAUAUUCAUACUCACGUUCACUUUAGUAGCGAUAUUGGGUUACCGUGUUACCGAGAUUUCAAUAUUGGGCCAUCAAAGAUUGAGCACCAUUUUCAUGGGCGGCGCAAUCUGCAUCCUAGUAUCCGUAUCCGUUUGCCCCGUUUGGGCGGGUCAAGAUUUGCAUCUUCUCGUCUCUGGAAAUAUUGAUAAGCUUGCCACCUUCUUCCUAGGCUAUGGUGAUGAACUUUCUACUGAUAAGAUUGACAAGUAUCUGGAAGACCAUAAAACUGUGCUAGACUCAAAAGUAAACGAGGAAUCCUUGGCAAAUUUUGCAUGGUGGGAGCCUCCUCAUGGUGAAUUUAGAUAUAAUCAUCCAUGGGAACACUACUUGGAGCUUGGAGUUCUUACAAGAGAAUGUGCCAAUCAUAUCCAAACACUAAUUAGCACUGGAUAUUGCAUCAACUCCAAACCUCAGGAAUUGGAAUCGGAAUUCGAUCUCAAAAUCGAACCGGAAUGCAAGAAACUGAGCACGGAAUUGGGAAAGGCCCUGAAAGAAUUAGCCUCCGCAACAAAAGGGAUGACUGUUCCACAAUUAUCGGCUGCUCAAAUCCACAUAAGUAAUUCGAAAUCGGCAGCCGAUGAACUCAUAAUCGUACUCCAAAACUGCUCGUCAUUACUGUUGGGUCCCACCAAAAUCGACCUCGGAAGAAUCAUGCCACCUCUUGUCACAACAUCCAUACUUGUGGAUGUGAUUGAAUGCAUCGAGAGAAUAUCGGCAUCUGUAGAUGAACUUUCCCAAAAAGCCCGUUUUCGAAAACUCGAUUCUUCAAAGGAUCAAAAAAAGCUCGAUGAUUUACAUGUAGUUAUAGACAUCAAGGACGAACUCGAUGCAAAACAAGAAACAUUAUAG
This is a messenger RNA of Erythranthe guttata (spotted monkey flower), 1398 nucleotides long. RefSeq names its product aluminum-activated malate transporter 8. The record is from RefSeq and is a predicted model, not a curated record. Lineage: Eukaryota; Viridiplantae; Streptophyta; Magnoliopsida; Lamiales; Phrymaceae. Gene Ontology annotation, biological process: malate transport.